AUGGCAGAUAUAUUGUUGCCAGACAGGGUUCAAGUUGGUAUGACUCAACACUUAAUGAAAAGUUACUCUGAUCUCCUCAUCAGGACAUGUCAUAGGCGUGGCGUCCAUGCCAUAGGUGGAAUGGCAGCUCAGAUUCCAAUUAGAGAUGAUACAGCAGCAAAUGAGGCAGCCUUUGAUUUUGUAAGGAACGAUAAAAAAAGAGAGGUGAAAGCAGAGCAUGAUGGAACUUGGGCAGCUCACCCAGGACUCAUCCAAGCCUGCAUGGAAGUCUUCACCAACAACAUGGGAAAUGCUCCUAACCAAACCCAAACCGUUAAACGAGAAGAUGCAGCUAACUUAACAGAAGAAGACCUAUUGCAAAGGCCUAGAGGGGUCCGUACCAUGGAAGGCAUCCGGCUAAACACUCGUGUUGGGAUUCAGUACUUCCAGGGCAAUCAGUAA
Messenger RNA from Durio zibethinus, 441 nucleotides. Lineage: Eukaryota; Viridiplantae; Streptophyta; Magnoliopsida; Malvales; Malvaceae. The record is from RefSeq and is a predicted model, not a curated record.